Messenger RNA from Rotaria sp. Silwood2, 703 nucleotides. Lineage: Eukaryota; Metazoa; Rotifera; Eurotatoria; Philodinida; Philodinidae. The record is from the annotation of a GenBank genome assembly.
CGAUGGUAUAUUUUAUCCCAUUGAUCUUGCUAUUGACAAGAAUGGGACAAUGUUUAUUUGUGAUUAUGGGAAUAGUCGAGUGAUUCGAUGGCCACGAGGCGCUUCUAAUGGAGAAACAUUUCUUUCAAAUAUAUCUUGUGCUGGUUUGAUGAUUCAAAGUAAUCAAUUUUUGUAUGUCACUGAUUUUCGUGAACAUCGUGUCACUCGAUGGCAUAUUGGAACAAAUAGAAGUGGAGAAAUUGUCGCUGGUGGACAUGGACAAGGUUCAGAUUUCAAUCAACUCAAUAAGCCAUUCUAUUCAUUUAUUGAUAAAGAUCGAUCCGUAUUUGUGGCUGAUCAUCUCAAUAAUCGAAUAAUGAAAUGGGUCGAAAACGCACAAGAAGGCAUUCUGAUUGCUGGUGGGAAUGAACCAGGCAGUGAAAUGAAUCAGUUAAGUAUUCUUACUUCAGUCGUUGUUGAUCAAAUGGGUUCUAUUUACGUGACUGACACUUCGAAUAAUCGAGUGAUGCGUUAUUUAAAAGGAAACAAAGAAGGUAUUGUGAUUGUUGGAGGUGUUGAAUCAGGUAAUGGACCUGAUCAACUCACUGAACCAUUUGAUUUGUCAUUCGAUCGACAUGGUAACUUGUACGUAGUCGAUUUGGCGAAUUAUCGUGUUCAAAUGUUCAAAAUUGACAAAUCUGAAUGUGAAAAAUUUCAUUCUUAA